Molecule: messenger RNA, 3388 nt
Organism: Pygocentrus nattereri (red-bellied piranha)
Lineage: Eukaryota; Metazoa; Chordata; Actinopteri; Characiformes; Serrasalmidae
Gene: nos2b
Product: nitric oxide synthase 2b, inducible
Exons: 26
Coding region: 61-3288 (1075 amino acids)
Biological process (GO): nitric oxide biosynthetic process
Molecular function (GO): heme binding; flavin adenine dinucleotide binding; NADP binding
Source: RefSeq, a predicted model, not a curated record
GACAUCUAACGGAGGACUGAAGAUUAAAGUCUGAAGGCAUCUUAACAAUAAACGCUAGUCAUGGAGAAAAAACACUUUCAAGAUCUCCAGGAGCUCCAGCACACUCAGCUCAACAAACUGGCAAUCAGUCAGUGUCCAGUAUCAAUCAAUGUGAGAAACUUCCAGAAUGGCUCAAGACACCAGGACACCCUUCACCACCGAGCUGUCAAAAAUCAAUCUUGCAAACCCAAAGUGUGUGAGGGUCCAAUUAUGAAUCCAAAGUCUCUAAUCCGCUGCCCCCCUGUUUCCCCACCGGCCCCCAAUGAGCUGCUCACUGAGGCCAUCGACCUUAUCAACCAGUACUACAAAUCCUUCAAAACGCCUAAAAUAGAGGAGCACUUGGCCCGUGUUGAUGAGGUGGUCCGAGAGAUUGAUGCCACAGGAACCUAUCAGCUCACCACAGAAGAACUAGCGUUUGGUGCCAAACAGGCAUGGAGGAAUGCUCCGAGGUGCAUUGGCAGGAUUCAGUGGGCUAAUUUAAAGCUGUUUGAUGGACGUAAAAGCAAGACGGCAGAGGACAUGUUCCAGCUCCUGUGUGCUCAUCUCAAAUUUGCCACCAAUGGAGGCAACCUGAGAUCAGCCAUCACUGUGUUUCCACAAAGAAGUGAUGGAGAGCAUGAUUUCCGUGUCUGGAACAGUCAGCUCAUCAGAUAUGCUGGCUAUCAGAUGGAAGACGGCAGUGUGAUAGGGGAUCCUGCUAAUGUGGAAUUCACAGAGCUUUGUGUCCAGCUCGGAUGGACACCAAAGUAUGGCCUCUUUGAUGUGCUGCCACUGGUCCUACAGGCUAAUGGAGCGGAUCCAGAACUAUUUGAGAUUCCUCCAGAGUUGAUUCUAGAGGUUCAGAUUGAGCAUCCUCAGUAUGAGUGGUUCAAAGAUCUGAACCUCAGGUGGUAUGCCGUGCCUGCUGUUGCCAACAUGUUACUGGAGAUUGGUGGUCUUGAGUUUACAGCAUGCCCCUUCAAUGGCUGGUACAUGGGCACUGAGAUCGGCGUGAGGGACUUCUGUGACUCACAGCGCUACAACAUUCUGGAGCGAGUUGGUCACUAUAUGGGCUUGGAGACACACAGGCUGUCCUCAUUGUGGAAGGAUGAGGCUCUGGUUGCUAUCAAUGUUGCUGUAAUUCAUAGUUUCCAGAAAAAUAAGGUGACCAUCACUGACCACCACUCUGCAGCUGAGUCCUUCAUGAAGCACAUGGAGACUGAAGUGCAUCUGCGUGGGGGCUGUCCCGCUGACUGGGUCUGGCUGGUGCCACCCAUAUCUGGCUCUCUGACCCCAGUGUUCCACCAGGAGAUGAUCAGCUACAUCCUCUCCCCAUUCUUCUACUACCAGCCUGACCCCUGGCUAACAUAUAUAUGGAAAGAUGAAAUGAGAAGACAGAACAAACGGAAAAGAAUCAGCUUUAAAGGUCUGAUAAGGGCUGUGGUCUUCUCUCAAACACUCAUGCAAAAAGCUUUGGAGAAGAGAGUGUCUUGCACCAUUCUUUGUGCUACUGAAACAGGGAAAUCACAGACUUUUGCCAAGAAACUCAAGUCAGUGCUCAACUGCGCCUUUAACCCCAGGCUGCUGUGCAUGGAGGACUAUGAUUUCCAUGAGCUUGAGAAGGAGCAUCUUCUGAUAGUGGUGACCAGCACCUUUGGCAAUGGAGACUGUCCAGGAAAUGGAGAGAGUUUCAAGAAACACCUUUUCAGCAUUAAAAACCUCCAAAAUAAACUCAGGUACUGUGUUUUCGGCCUGGGUUCUCGAAUGUACCCGCAGUUUUGUGCGUUUGCCCAUGCUGUGGAUGACAAGCUUGCAGAGUUGGGAGCCAAGCGUGUGACUGCCAUAGGAGAGGGAGAUGAGCUGAAUGGGCAGGAAGAGGCUUUCUCCGCCUGGGCUUGCUCUGCAUUCAAGGCUGUGUGUAAGGAGUUUGGCAUUAAGGGUCAGCUGUCAGGCGCUGAGCAUCUAACAGACAGCUGGGAACCUCAGAAGUACAGAGUUCAACCUGAUAGUUCCACCUUGGACCGUAUCUCAGCUCUCUCAGUGCUACACUCGAAGACUGUGUUUCCUAUGAAGCUGAAGAGGAGGAAGAACUUACAAAGUGCACAGUCAAGACAUUCUACUAUUCUGGUAGAGCUGCAGAUAGAUGGAGGAAAAGACAUUCUGAACUAUGCUCCAGGGGAUCAUGUAGGUGUUUUCCCAGGCAACUCACCUGAGCUGGUCACUGGCAUUCUGAAGCACCUUGCUGAUGCUCCUCCCAUCAAUCAGAGCCUCCGUCUUGAGUACCUCCCUGACUCCUGUUUAGGGGGUGAAAAGUGGCAGACGGAUUCACGUAUCCCAGCAUGCCCUCCGGCCAAAGCUCUCACAUACUUUCUGGAUAUUACCACUCCACCAUCCCAAAGCUUCCUGCGCAAACUCUCACAAAUGACCAAGCAGGAAAAUGAUCGACAGCGACUGCUGACUCUUGCAAAGGACUUCAAAAGUUACUCAGAAUGGAAGGAAUUCAGUAGGCCCAACUUCCUAGAGGUCCUGGAGAAGUUCCCAUCCCUGGAGGUCUCUCCAGCCUUCCUUCUCAGUCAGCUGCCCCUGCUGAAGCCCCGCCUCUACUCCAUUAGCUCCUCCCCUGACCUCCACCCACAUGAGCUCCAUCUCACUGUGUCUGUUAUAAGCUACUGCACCCAGGAUGGGCAGGGUCCUCUGCAUCAUGGUGUCUGCAGCACGUGGCUCAACACCCUCAAAGAAGGACAAAUUGUGCCCUGCUUUAUUCAUGGAUCUAGUAGUUUCCACCUUCCAUCAGAUCCCAGUUCUCCUACUAUUCUAAUUGGAGCUGGCAGUGGCAUUGCCCCCUUCCGCAGCUUCUGGCAACAGCGCUUCCACGACAUGAAAAAGACAGGUCUGAAAGGAAGUCCAAUGAUGCUGGUGUUUGGCUGUCAUGGCGCAGACACAGAUCACCUGUAUAAGGAGGAGACUUAUGACAUGAAAGAAAACGGCACCCUGAAGAGCAUCACUCCAGCAUACUCUCGCCAGUCUGGUCACCCCAAGGUAUAUGUUCAAGAUGUCCUGAAGAAGCAGCUUAGUGAGGAGGUUUGGCAGGUCCUUCAUAAUGGUGGUCAUGUGUAUGUGUGUGGAGGCAUGAACAUGGCCCGAGACGUAGCACACACCAUACAGGAGAUACUGGUUAGCCGACUGGGCAUAACUUUGACAGAUGCUGGAGGAUAUCUGGAACAACUAAAGGCUGAGAAGAGGUACCAUGAGGAUAUCUUUGGAGGUUAGUUGUAGACCUCUUCACCACACUGGAGUAGUGGAUCUACUCACCUGAGAGAAACACAGUGAAAGAUGAAAUGACUCACAGAGCUUACAGCCUCAUGUCAGA